CCCCUUGUUAAUAAUUUCAUCAAUUUUUAUUAAUCAUGGCACCAAUCACGGUUGAUCAAGAAAUCAGCUGCUCACUCCCACCACAAAAAUUGUUCAAAGCUUUUGUGGUUGAUGCACACGACCUAAUGCCCAAAGUUAUACCCAAUUUCUUUAAAAGCUUCGAAACUAUAGAGGGAGAUGGAGGGGUUGGGAGUGUCACCCUUGUUACUUUUGCAGAAGGAAGUGGUAUCAAGUCAGCAAAGCAUAAGAUCGUAGAAUUGGACGAGGAAAACCAUGUGUUCAAGUACAAUUUGAUCGAAGGUGGUAUUUUAGGAGAAGAUCUCGAAUCUGUAUCGUAUGUUUUCAAAUUCGAUAAGGGUGCUGAUGGUGGUUGUGCCAUCAAGAUUGCCUCAACAUACCACCCCAAAAAGGAAGACCACGAGCAUGGCAUAAAAGAGAUCAUCGAGAAAGGCAAAGAGGCGACUAAAGGGUUCAUUCAUGCUAUUGAGGCUCACCUCCAUGGACAUACCUAGAACUAAAAAGGAGAAAAGUAAUUAAUUAUUGUAAUUUUCAUAUGAUGAUUUCAAGAAUUUCAAUUAAGUUUGAGUGUUUGAGUGUUUGAGUGUUGCGUGUAUUGAGUUUCUAUGUAUUGUAUUAAAGAUGUCGAGCAAAUGUUAUGUAUCUAUAAAGGUUGGAAAAUUAUGUUUUA
Molecule: messenger RNA, 688 nt
Organism: Salvia splendens (bonfire salvia)
Lineage: Eukaryota; Viridiplantae; Streptophyta; Magnoliopsida; Lamiales; Lamiaceae
Product: major allergen Pru av 1
Exons: 2
Coding region: 36-512 (158 amino acids)
Biological process (GO): abscisic acid-activated signaling pathway; defense response
Cellular component (GO): nucleus; cytoplasm
Molecular function (GO): protein phosphatase inhibitor activity; abscisic acid binding; signaling receptor activity
Source: RefSeq, a predicted model, not a curated record